Molecule: messenger RNA, 1140 nt
Organism: Aaosphaeria arxii CBS 175.79
Lineage: Eukaryota; Fungi; Ascomycota; Dothideomycetes; Pleosporales
Exons: 3
Coding region: 1-1140 (379 amino acids)
Biological process (GO): endoplasmic reticulum tubular network organization
Cellular component (GO): endoplasmic reticulum tubular network
Source: RefSeq, a predicted model, not a curated record
AUGGUGACAUUCUGGCCGUGGAAAUCGGCUGAAGACGCUGCCUCAUUUGAGAAGACCCUAUCUACCCUAUCCGAGAAGAUAACCAGGACCGCCACUCGAAACGAUGCUUUGCGACAAAGAUCGAGACGUGUACGUGUCAUGUGGACUCUGUAUGCGGGGUUCGCAUACAUCCUCGCGGCGCUCCUGUUGCUCCUGGUGACAGGUUGGAGAAGUUGGGGAGCUACAGAGGUUUCCAUAAUGUCUGGAGGGCCAGUCAUUAUUUACACUGUCCGAACUGCCUUCACGACCUACUACGACUACCGCAUCUCGAAAACGGAGAGCUAUCUUGAGAGCCUACAGAGCGAACGGGACGCGACAAUCGAGAGACUGAAGGCCGCUACGAAAUACAACUCUACCCAACAACUACUUGAGAAGUAUGGGUCACCGCCCAAGUCGAAAGAUGUAGCCUCUCCAAGCGAUAAAAAGACAUCCCAAGGCCCACAGCAUCCACCUCUACCACAGGGCCCGCGAACAAAUAUGGCCCCGCCGCCGACUGCAAACAUUCAACAUCCCCCUGGUCAGCAACAGUUCAUUCCCCAGAGGCCGGAAUCUGCUGGAUCAUCGUCGCCAGGUCCUUCUCCAGUUCAGGCUCUACCGUCUCGAGAGCUACCAGGAGCGGAUUUUGCACCCAAUGCCUUCGGCGCUGAUACAACCAAACAAUACUCUUCAUCUGCUGCUUCAACAUUCAUGCAGCCUCAUUGGUACGACAGAAUUCUCGAUGCGUUGCUGGGAGAGGACGAAACACAACCCAAGAACCGUCUAGCUAUGAUCUGUAGCGAGUGUAGACUCGUCAACGGUCAAGCUCCACCAGGUACUCGGACUCUUGAGGAUAUCGGACGAUGGCGUUGCGGAGGGUGUGGAGCAUGGAAUGGAAAAGAGAAGGUCAAGGUGGAUGCUGUUGCCAACUUGGUACAGGAUUGGGAGGCAGAGAGGCAAAUUAGAGCAAAAGAAUUAGGCCAUAGCGCGGAAAGUGAUGCUGCCUCGGACAGCAGAGAAUAUCUCGAUGAAAGUUUAGGGGCAGGUGCGGCGAAAGACUCCUCCGACGAGGUCCAACCUCUCGCCAGAACGACAAGGAGCAAGAAAUCCAAGGGGAAGAAAUAG